UUUGGAUCCGCCAUGAUAUUUCACGAAAGUUUUGUUUGUUUUGAUAGGAAGUAGUUAUCAAUCUUGGAAAAUAUUAGCUCACCGAAACUCAUUGUGUUGUUUGAAACUUCUUGGGAUUCUUUUUUCACCAUCGAAUAUUAUAUACAAAUGUCUGAAGAUUGGAUUGGUUGUGUUGUCUCUGUUGACUGUGGUGACACUUUGGGGACUUACCAGGGUCAAGUGUCAUUGGUCAACAGGGAAGACCAGUCUAUUACAUUAAUUAAAGCCUUUCGCAAUGGAAUGCUGUGUGAGGUCCCAACAGUUACACUUAGUGCAAUAGACAUUCAAGAUUUAAAGAUUUUGAAGACAUCCACUGAAGCUGAAGAGCUUCCAGCAAUAAGACAUAAAGUCAAGAAUGGACAUGUUACUCCACCUAAUGCUGCUGAUGCAGGAGAGGGGUAUUUGGAUACCACACCUCUGAAACCCAAAGCUAGUAAUGAUCCUGGGAGAAGGAAUGGAAGGUCCAAUGGUUACCAGGGAGUGAAUGGUCAAGGAGUUAAUGGUUUUCCAAAUGGAAAUGAUCAGUACAACUACAGUGUGUCUUCAACAAGAGAAGCAGACUCAUUCAGAAAGCGUUCUGGGUCUGCAUCAGACACUAAAACAAAUUCAGGGAGAGGUGGUCGUGGUCGCAGCACUCCUAAAAAGAUAGAAGGUCGGCGCCGUAAUACUCCAAGGGAAGAGUGCUUCAGUGCACCGUCUCAGUCAUUUUUAGGAGAAUUUGACUUUGAGAAAAACUUAGCUUUAUUUGAUAAGCAGGCUGUGUUUGAGGAGAUUGAGAGUUCUUCUUAUCCUGCUGAAAUGCAGAUAGCUGCACAAAAGCAGCCUCCAAAAUACCGGUGUGAUGAAAAUGUUUUGCAGUCUGGGCCUGUGGAACUGAGGCAGAUCAAAAUUAAAUCCAGUGCCAGUAGUGGAAUGGAGAAAGAUUAUGUCACAGAUGCCGGUUUGGUUGUUCCUUGCAUUCCACAAGAUUUACGCAAUAAACUAUUCGAGAAAGCGGAAAAAGCUGGAUUUAAGACAGAGCGCUUGCUGGAAGUUGUGGGUAGAUCUGCAUGUGAAAUGGUGCUGCAGCUUCUUGGUGGUGCACACAGACUCAAUCCUCGUAAUGCUCACCAGCGCCCCACAGUGGUGGUGCUAUGUGGGCCACAUAUGCAAGGUGCUCAGGGUGUGUCGUGUGCAAGGCAGCUAGCCAACCACAAUGUCAAUGUGAUCCUCUUUGUGCCAAAUUUUCUUAAGAUGUUGAACUGGCUGGCGGAAGAGAUAGCUUUGUUUGAAUUGACCAGUGGAAAGAAGACUUCCGAUCCAAGUGGCCUUCCUACAUUCCCAGUUGACAUAAUAAUCAACUGCCUGGACAAUGGUGAGAAUAAACACCUCCGCAGUCAACCAUGGUACACCACCAUUGUUAAUUGGACCAACCAGAGCAAAGCCCCAGUAAUGGCCAUGGACCCACCAGCUGAUGGAGGCAGCGACAUACAAAAUAAAUGGUCCAUGUGUCUGGGACUGCCUCUGAACUUGCCAGAUAAUUGUGGACAGAUCUAUCUGUGUGAUCUGGGACUCCCUAAAGCUAUUUUUAAACAGUUAGGGAUAACUUACCAGUCGCCAUUCGGUCACAAGUUUGUCAUUCCACUUCAUGUUAAGGCAUCCUCAUAAAAAGGAAGGAGUGUGGGGGCCCCCUUGGUGAACUUACAAGCUCCUGCCAGUAUGAAUAGUUGUAAUGUUACUGACUGGAACUGUAUUAUGUCAGACAGUUAUGAACAUAUGGGGGCUUCCAAGAAAAUAUGUGACUGAAAAACAAUAUUGCUGAUAUUUAGAAAUGUUAAUAAGGCAGCGAGUACUAUGAAUUUUGAUCUCAGAUAUGGUGAAAAUCUAGUGCAUGGCCUGACCUAGUCAUGAUUUGUCAAGAGCAUCCAGAUAAUUCAACUCGAGGUAUUUAGUCCUUGGUGCUUGAGUGAAGGACUUCACAGUAUUUAAGGAUACACUGUAAAUGAAUGGAAAAUGUGACAAUCUCUAUGUGUAUAAAAAUGUCAAAGAAGUAGAUGCUGUACACAGAUGAUUCGAACUUGACCAACAAUAACAGUAACAUUACUGUGUAUAUAGUCAUCAACAGUUCACUGCCAUAAAACCAUCAUCACUUCGCCAGCUUUCAUUGAAAAAACUGAGGAAAUUAUCACAACUUUGAGAGUUUGUUAAAGAGAAGAAAAAUAUUACGAAAGGGACAUAUAUAGUCAUCAACAUUUCACUGCCAUAAAACUAUCAUCAUUUCGCCAGCUUUUACUGAAAAAGUGAGGAAAUUAUUGCAACUGAAAGUCUGUAAAUGAGAAGAAAAAUUUUAAGAAUGGGACAUAAUAUGGAGAUGCAAGAAGGUAAGGGUUGGAAAGGAGAGAGAAGAAAGAAUUUAAAAAAAAGACUAGCAGUUGACAGAGAAGGAAAGAAAACAGUAUUAAAGAACAAUGUAGCUGAAAAGAGGUGGCUGAAAAGUAAAGUUUUACAUCAUUAUCAUUCAAUUAUUAGAAAAUCAUGUUUGUCGUAAGAUGCCUUUCAGCAGUCAUUUUAUUUUUUAAGAAAAGUAAGAAAUUGUAGAAAAAAAUGAAAUUCAAGAAGCAAAUAUUGUUAGAAAAAUGAAUACUUAAUGUAAAAAAUGGGCAGUGCAGUACCACUGAGAAUUUCAUAUAUUCAUUUAUCUGUAUACUUAAGUUUUUAUGAGAGAGAGUUUUAAAGAUGAUGUUGUUGAUAAUCGUGCAAGCAGGAUAAAAUGUAAAUAGUUAAUGGAAAUGGAAGGUUUGUACAUUACCAUGUUACUUGAGAAAAAUUUGUACAUGUACAUAAUUGCACUGGUUGAAAAGAGAGAGAGAGACAAGGUGCUCUCUCUUAAGAUUGUUUGGUUUGUAAAUAUUUUAUUACUGAUUGAUUACUGACUGGUACAAAGAGCAACAUGUAUAUUUACUCUUUGAACCAAAAUGUUUGAAUGUUAGGAUAUAUUUGCCCAUUGUUUAGAUACAGUGAAAUCUGAAGCUGUCUAAAUGAUGUACACUGCAGUAUAUUAGUUUUACGUAACAGCAACCAGUGAUAUAUGAACCUCUAUACUUCCAUCCUGGUAGAUGGUAAACAAGUUCUCUAGUGUACAGAUAGAAUACACUGGUUUUAUUCAAAGGAAAAGGCACAUGUUUGAACCAAAUUGAAAUAACCCCAUUUAAAUCAAAGCUGAGUCCACAGACUGAGGAUAUGAUGCAUUAAAUAAGUAUAUGCUCACUGUGAUAGGCAUAUACAUACUGUGCAAGUGAAGGUGUCCACAACCAUUUUGCAUAGCUUAGAGUAAAGAAACCUUACAAUUGAAGUCUACUGGAAUGGGAACUCCCUCGAGAAAUGGAUACCCUUUCUCUUUGGUUUUCAAUAGGAUUUUUUUUUUGGUUGCGUUGAGUUGAGUUGGGUUAUAGUACUUGGAGAUUUUUUUU
Molecule: messenger RNA, 3488 nt
Organism: Lingula anatina
Lineage: Eukaryota; Metazoa; Brachiopoda; Lingulata; Lingulida; Lingulidae
Product: enhancer of mRNA-decapping protein 3-like
Biological process (GO): P-body assembly; deadenylation-independent decapping of nuclear-transcribed mRNA
Cellular component (GO): P-body
Molecular function (GO): mRNA binding
Source: RefSeq, a predicted model, not a curated record